This is a messenger RNA of Monodelphis domestica (gray short-tailed opossum), 1887 nucleotides long. RefSeq names its product myelin oligodendrocyte glycoprotein (gene MOG). Gene Ontology annotation, molecular function: signaling receptor binding. NCBI's taxonomy places the organism in Eukaryota, Metazoa, Chordata, Mammalia, Didelphimorphia, Didelphidae. Gene Ontology annotation, cellular component: external side of plasma membrane. Gene Ontology annotation, biological process: T cell receptor signaling pathway; regulation of cytokine production. The record is from RefSeq and is a predicted model, not a curated record.
AGCUCUUUUGUGUUGGAUGUAAGCUAAUGUGGGACCAGUCCCACAGGCACAGCUGCGGUGUGGGAAGGGAGGGGGUGGGGACAGUUGGAAUUGACACUGCCUUCUAAAAGCAUCUCUUCAAGGUCUUUCAGUGGGCUGAAGGGACAUGUGUCUGAGGCUCUGUACCUUUUUAGUUCCCUAUAUCUUGGUUUCCUGUUUUCAGGGUCAAUAGAGAUGCGGAAUUUACCAAGAUCCUCUUUGCCUGGCUACCUCAUUUCCUUCUUCUUCCUCUUCCUUCUCCAACUUCCUUCCACCUACUCAGGACAAUUCAGAGUAAUAGGACAAGAUCACCCAACCCAGGCCUUUGUAGGGGGUUUGAUUGAGUUGUCAUGCCACCUUUCACCUGCUAAGAAUGCAACAGGAAUGGAGAUCGGCUGGUAUCGGUCUCCCUUUUCUCGAGUGGUUCACCUCUAUCGAAAUGGAAAGGAUCAAGAUGCGGAGCAGGCACCUGAAUACCGGGACCGAACAAAACUGGUAAAGGAUGCCAUAGGAGAAGGGAAGGUGACCCUAAGGAUCAAGCAUGUGAGAUUCUCCGAUGAGGGAGGUUAUACCUGCUUCUUCCGAGAUCACUCAUACCAAGAAGAGGCAGCAAUGCAGCUAAAGGUGGAAGAUCCAUUUUAUUGGCUUAACCAUGGAAUACUGGUUCUGAUUGCUGUCCUGCCUAUUCUCAUCCUGCAAAUCACCAUUGGUCUUGGUUUUCUCUACAUGCAACACAGACUAAGAGGCAAACUCCAAGCAGAGAUUGAGAAUCUUCAUAGAACUUUUGAUCCCUAUUUCCUGAGAGUACCCUGCUGGAAGAUAGCACUUUUUGUGAUUGUGCCAGUUCUGGGGCCCCUCGCUGCCAUGAUCAUCUGUUACAAUUGGCUGCAUCGAAGAUUGGCAGGACAAUUCCUCGAAGAGCUAAAAUACCCCUUUUGAGUGAUAUUGGCCUCCCCUUGAAGCAACAGUGAAGAGGUGGACCAGCUUGAUCCUUCACUGGAGGGCACUGGAGGCUAGCCUACGAGAGAGGUGCACCCUCCAGCACUUUUCUCCCUCAGGAUUCCUCACCCACUUGCCAAGAAGAGAAGACAUUCAAAUUGGCACUUAAACGAUCCUUUCUGGACCUCAGGUCCAAGAUAGGAAGAAUUCUUUCUUCUUUCUAGUCUCUUUUUUUUCUUCUAAUGCCUCUCCUUUUGCUCAAUCUCUCUCUUCCUUGUUUCUUUCUACAGUUUCCUUUUUCUUUCCAUUUCCAUUCCCUUUGUUUUCUUUGCCUUUCUUCAUUUACCAUCCUUUCUCUAUCUGGAUAUCAAAUGUAAAUUAAGGGCCCAAUGAAAUGCAAAUGAAUAUUGAUUUCCUUCUGCAAAGAGCUAGGGCCUGAGUGUAAUGGAGGCAAAAGGAAGAGACCUCAUAGACCUAAGAGAUGAGGGAGCAGCUGGGCCCUGAAGAGUACAUAUGGGAGAGUCUCCUGUAGGAACUGGGAGGCCAUAUACAUGUGGAGUUGACCCAAGAUUCCUAGGCUUUAAGUUUCUGUGACAAUAGCAGACUAAUAAGAAUCAGAGUGCUUAGGGAAUAAAAGUGGUGGAAUUCUCAGUUUCUCUUCUAUACCUCCUCUUUCUAUAUGUAUCCAAUACUCUGUCUAGUCUUCUUUCUCCCUACAUCCUCAUCUUUCAUCCUUAUUUCUGUCAAUCUCUCAUUUAUUCAACCACUAUUUAUUGAAUGACUACCAUAUGUAAAAGAACUGUGCUAGGUGCUGAUUAAUAAUAAUACUAUCCCCUUUCACUCACCCCAUUCCUUCUUCCUUUGUGUGACUCUCCCCUUUCCCCUUUUUCAUCCCAACACUGUCCCUUAUUAAAUCACAUAAGCCAUAAA